Molecule: messenger RNA, 4355 nt
Organism: Rhinichthys klamathensis goyatoka
Lineage: Eukaryota; Metazoa; Chordata; Actinopteri; Cypriniformes; Leuciscidae
Gene: slc43a2a
Product: solute carrier family 43 member 2a
Exons: 15
Coding region: 228-1961 (577 amino acids)
Biological process (GO): transmembrane transport; neutral amino acid transport
Molecular function (GO): neutral L-amino acid transmembrane transporter activity; L-amino acid transmembrane transporter activity
Source: RefSeq, a predicted model, not a curated record
UGUGUGAAGCAAGCGGUGCAAAUAUAAAAUCGGGAGUAAGAGAUGUUGGGAAAUAAAUGUAUGUGUGAACAUAACCCAAAGAGUGAAAUUGGCAUCAUAAGGUUGUUUAUACCUUUUCUACUCUGAAGAGAGCCGAAGCGAGGAUUUGGUGAGGGAAAUAGGAUUGCCCAAAGUUUAGGGGGAUUUCCUCAGUAUUACCAGCACAGACUGUAUCAUCUCCUUCAGUCAUGGCUCCCUCACUGGCCACAGCCUUCUCCAGGCGCUGGUGGAUGGCGAUUACUGCGGUAAUCGAAAACCUGUUGUUCUCUGCUGUCCUGCUCGGAUGGGGCUCACUGCUCAUUAUGUUGAAAUCAGAGGGCUUUUACUCCUACCUCUGCAGUGAACCAGGUAACAGUACGGGGCAGAACAUAUCUGAGAAUGAAAAUGGUACAACAACAAGCCCAAGAAAUGAGGAGGAGGAAAAUCUUAAUAUGAAUGGCUGGACCAUCUGUAAAGAGCAAGAUGAGAUGCUGAACCUGGCCUUCACCAUCGGCUCCUUCCUCCUCAGCGCCAUCACACUGCCCCUCGGCAUCAUCAUGGACAAAUACGGCCCACGCAAAUUAAGGCUGCUCGGCAGUGCAUCGUUUGCCCUGUCCUGCAUCCUAAUUGCAUAUGGAGCCAGUGACCCUAGAAAUCUCUCUCUCCUAAUCUUCUUCGCCCUUGCGCUGAAUGGGUUUGGAGGCAUGUGCAUGACCUUCACCUCACUCACACUUCCCAACAUGUUUGGUGAUCUCCGCUCCACUUUCAUCGCAUUCAUGAUUGGCUCAUACGCCUCAUCCGCCGUCACCUUCCCAGGAAUAAAGGUGAUCUAUGACUUCGGUGUUGCCUUCAUCACCAUCCUUCUGGUGUGGGCUGGCUGUGCCGGCCUGGUCUUCAUCAACUGCUUCUUCAACUGGCCACUCGAGCCCUUCCCAGGACCUGAAGACAUGGAUUACAGUGUGAAGAUCAAGUUCAGCUGGCUGGGCUUUGACCACAAGAUCACAGGGAAACAGUUCUACAGGCAGGUGACCACCGUUGGUCGGAGAUUGAGUGUGGGCAACUCCAUGAAGAACAAUCCAAAACAGCUGGCCACCCAAGAAGGCAAUAAACUCUGCCUGUCCACGCUCGAUCUGGAGGUCCAGUGCAAGUCUGAGGAGGAAUCCCAGUCCUUCAUGCGGAGCAUCUUCAGCCCCAUAUUCAUGCUCAGCCUCAUCACAAUGUGUGUGACUCAGCUCCGACUCAUCUUUUACAUGGGGGCCAUGAACAAUAUUAUGGAGUCCCUUGCUGAUGGAGACCUGAACAAAGUGGAAAGGAUGGAAAUGGUGAGCACAUACACAUCUAUCUUCGGUGUGCUACAGUUGCUGUGUCUCCUGACGGCCCCUGUGAUCGGUUACAUCAUGGAUUGGAAACUCAAAGAAUGUGAGGAUGAAAAUGAGAAACAAGUCACAAAGGAUCCUACUCAGCCAAAGAAACGUGACAGACAGAUCCAGAAGAUCAGCAACGCUACCCGUGCAUUCGUCUUCACUAAUUUGCUGCUGGUCGGCUUUGGGAUGACCUGCCUGGUGCCCAAUCUUAAUCUACAGAUUUUGUCCUUUGUGUUGCACACCAUCGUGAGAGGCUUUAUCCACUCUGCCGUUGGCGGCUUGUAUGCUGCUGUGUACCCGUCCUCUCAGUUCGGCAGUCUGACUGGAAUGCAGUCUCUCAUUAGCGCACUUUUUGCAUUGCUGCAACAGCCUCUCUUCAUGGCUAUGAUGGGCCCACUGGAUGGAGAUCCACUUUGGGUAAACGUGGGGUUACUGGUCCUGACCAUGCUGGGAUUCUGCCUGCCCAGUUAUCUUCUGUGCUACGGCAGGCAGCUGCGCAGAGAGAAGCAGGAGCGCGAGGAAGACCCCAAGAUCUAUGUCCAGAUCAACAACAGCACCAACCCAGAGGCCUUUGUCUAACUGCAAACACACAGAUGACAGCAGUCGGCAGGACGGUGGGAGGGGGAGAGAACUGCAGGUCACAAAAAGAGUGAUAAAAACCUCCCUGAUCCCUCCUUCUGUCUGACACACAUACUCACUCACAUAUUCUCAACAAGCACACAAAAUACAGCCAAAGCAACCGAGAGUCUCACAACGUGCCACACAAACACACGUUUACACGCAAUGGACUGAAUGGACACUGUGAAAGGCAGGUGUAGAAGCAAAUGAUGCCCUUGUCCUUGAAACAGACAAGGACAUCAAGUCUUUAUGUACUGCCUGACAAGAAAGAUGAGAAUGGCCCUCUUUUCUUGCAAUUUUAGCUUGAUUCUUGAAUUUCACACCAUGAUGAUACAAAAGACAAAGCAAAUUCAGUUAAAUUCUUUCAGGUUUGAGGAAGCCUUCCUGAACAGAGUAUUACACACAUCAAUAGUAUUCAGCUUCAUGGCCAAGCUUGUUUCAGACACUUUCUGCAUUGUUACCUCACUCAUUUUGUUUCUUUCAGCUCAUAAAGCUGCUGAAAUGCGAGACAAGUACCCUCCAUUGCGGUUUGAAUAUGAAAAACUGACUACUAACUACCUUAAAGCAGAACGAUUCUGCGUGUUAUCUGUCCCAUAUGGGUCUUUAUUGGAAGUGGACAGAUUUUACACUUAAAUCUCAUAUAUGAAAGCAUGCUUUGGAAAGCAUGAGCAUGAAACUGCAGCUUUUUGUGAACUGGGCUGAUUUUAAAGGACACCUGAGGCUAAUGUAAACUAAACACGAUUUUAGUAUGACAGCUGUGCUAUUAUUUGCUUUGGGCUGCAGAUCCAGUACAUCUAUGGGUGACAUGAUGCAUACUGUACAUAUCAGUCCAUUCAGAAGGUUGUAGAAGCUAUGUGGAUCUAAAAGGUUUCUGUUAAAGCGGUAUUAGCCUGACAUUUCGAUCAAGAGUGACUGAUCUUCACCAGCAAUACUAUUCCACACUGAUCGUACCGUACCCUAUACCACUUAACAAAACAGUACUACUGGUUUAGCUUUACUUAUUAGCACAAAAUGUUUUCUUUUCCUUGUAUUGACUCAAUUAUUCAGGGUGUUUCACUUUUAGAGUAAUAAUUCAUAUCAGAUGUCUUCACCUGCAAGCUUUGCUUUGUCACGUAUGUGCGUUUAGGGGUACAAAAAAAUGAGACACAGUGUACUCUCGGUUGAGAGACUAGAGGCCAUUAUAGGAUAUAUCUUGCACUACAGGGUUCAUAAUUACAGAGGUGCUUAUGUUAGCCAUUACAGAGUAUAUGCUUUCUGUUUCAACCUCAAAGUACACAAAGACCAUGUUAGCCAUACAAGAUACAAGAUUUUUUGUGUAUUUUCUCAAGAUUUCUGGUCUGGUUACCAUUUAACUAUACGGUGCUUACUAGAAUAGAAAAAGCAAGAAGGUUUCUGUGUUGGUCAAGAUGAAUGAUGCAGAAACCAAAUACACACCUUGUAGUGAUAAGAACUUGAAUAUAAAUCAUAGCGAUUAAAAAAGGGAGAUUUUUGAGACAUGCUUGAUGACAAUCGCUUUGGAAGAUCCAUAUUCUUGUAGCUUGUAAUGGUUUGCAGGUCAGUAUUACGAAUUACAAAACGUGGUAAAUACAUCAAAUUAAGCAAAAUCGGGUCUUUUAGCCAAUAAGUCCUGUGACAGAUGGAUUUGGCUCAACUGUGCUCAGAAAACAGUGUGGAAAUUGAUGUAAAAUCAGUCAAAAGGCUUUUAAUCAUGAAUUCCAGUGUUGAUGUAGAUACUGUGUUUUGUGCAGAUCACUGAACAUUUCUCAUCGAAAGAUUGAUUUGAUUUGUUACGGUUUUGGUUAAGUCACAACCUCACUCACUUUAACAGUAUUUUCUCUGUAAACCUACCUGAAAAGAAAAAAAAGAUUUGUCUCUCCAUAAUUGAGAGACAAACACAAUCAUUUGUACAAGAUCCUGGAUGAGUAAAUAGGACUUGUGCAUGUUGUCUUCUCAACAGUGGUAAUAAAUGUGACCUUGUUUUAUGACCCCUUUGAAGAGGAACAGGUCAGAUCCACCCAGCAACAUCCUUUUAUUGUCUGUCACACUUGUUGUGAAUAUUUCAUCAGAGCUGAGGCUAGACGUGAGUCUGUGAUGGACUGCAUUUGCUGGCUUGAACAUGCCUGGAUAUUGCAAGUGAAUUCCAAUCUAAUGCAGUACUGUACUAAGCGUGAUGAAUGUGAAGAGUGAAACAUUUGCUCUCAGAACGAAAGUAGCACUUUUUUCACUGCCAUACCUUAAAUUUUCAUUAUUUUCUUAGUAGUCACAAUCACUUUUUUUAUUUUAAAUGUUGGUUUAUUAUACCCAGUUGUAUGUGUAUGAGCGUGGAAAAUGCCCAUACACAGAGAUGUAAAAGUG